Molecule: messenger RNA, 750 nt
Organism: Chlorella variabilis
Lineage: Eukaryota; Viridiplantae; Chlorophyta; Trebouxiophyceae; Chlorellales; Chlorellaceae
Exons: 4
Coding region: 1-750 (249 amino acids)
Cellular component (GO): cytosol
Molecular function (GO): holo-[acyl-carrier-protein] synthase activity; magnesium ion binding
Source: RefSeq, a predicted model, not a curated record
AUGUCUCAGGAGGCGGGCAGGCUGCGCUGGGCGGUGCAGGUGGAGGCCUGGAGCCCCGGGCACGCCGAGUUUGAACUCCUGCUCUCCCUGCUGCCCGAGGCGGAGCGCUGCGCGUGCACCCGGUUCCGCCAGGCCCAGGACCGCAAGCGGGCGCUGGUCAGCCGCCUGCUGCAGCGGGCGGCGGCGGCCGCCGCCUUGGGCCUGCGGCAUGGCGGCGCGCUCUCCGUGCAGCGCACGCGCGGCAACAAGCCCUACGUGGCCGGCGCGCACAGGCCGUCGCAUGCACCCAACUGGAACUACAGCGUGUCGCACGAGGGCGACUACGUGAUCCUCGCAGCCGAGCCGGUGUGCGUGUGCGGCUGCGACGUGGCAGCGCCGCUGACGGUGCGGCGUGCCGGAGGAGCCGCCGGCAAGGAGCAGCCGCUGGCCGAGUUCUUCCGCAGCUUUGAGAAGCAGCUGACGGCGGCAGAGUGGGCCAGCGUGCGGGCAGCGGGGGAGGACGGUGCGUCUCAGGAGGCUCAGUUUAGGAAGUUUUGGAGCCUGAAGGAGGCGUUUGUGAAGGCCACGGGGGAGGGGCUGGGCUUCGAGCUGGGGAACACAGAGUUCGCCAUCAGCGGCGGCACAGCCCACCAGACCAGCCCAGCACAUGAAGGGGUGGCCAGCCUGCAGGACCAGGCCUUGUUGUGUAUGGGCCAGCUCUCACUGCUGGUGCCGCUCUGCCCCUCGGCGCUGCUGCUGCAGCCACGGUGA